This is a messenger RNA of Mercenaria mercenaria, 2648 nucleotides long. RefSeq lists its product as uncharacterized. Bases 316 to 1437 code for a protein of 373 amino acids. The transcript has a single exon. NCBI's taxonomy places the organism in Eukaryota, Metazoa, Mollusca, Bivalvia, Venerida, Veneridae. The record is from RefSeq and is a predicted model, not a curated record.
UGCCUAAAUUAACUGUUAGCUUAUUCAAUGUUCCCAAACAGCUUAUAAGACCAUUUAAGAAAUGAAUUCACGUGAGGAGUUGGACAAUUGGUGUUUGAAAAUAUCAAGGAAGAGUCAUGUAGGAUGUAUCAAAAAUUUAUACUUUAAACUUUAGAGGCUUUUCUAUCGCGUACAAGUCACUUGAACGGAGUUUUCAUAUCGGUGCAUUAACAUGACUUAAACUGGAAUAAUGAGACGAGACAGUUGUGUGCAUAUUCAGGAUGUAAAUACGCUUUUCACUUAAUCUGAAGUAACGCAACGUAAAAUUAAGUCAAGAUGAUGUCAACAGAACGUCUUAAAAUUUUACACAGACAAGAACAAAAUCAAAGGAAGUUUGUUUGUGUGAUGAAUGACGUAGCUAAAACACAACAAGAUCUUUACGAAGGUUAUAUCGAAAAAGAAAAACACGAAUCCGCUCAAAAAUCUGAUAAAGCUAUAGUGGUAACAAAACGGAACAUUGUCCGGCAGAAAGUCUUAAAGAAAUGCAUGAAAAGCAAACGAGAAGAAGUUGAAAGACAAAACGCUAAAAAGAUAUAUGGGCAAUACCAUGGAGUUCCGGUUGAACAAAUUGCAAGUCAGAUUGAUACAUUUUUGGAGAAGAACCACCCGAAAAUAAGACGAAGGCGUAAGAUUGACGAACUGUUCCAGGAAGGGUACAACAAAGGGGCGAUACUGGACAGUGAUACAAUACAUAACAAGGUUCAGGAUUAUUUUGAACGUCCACUUGUAGAAAUCCAGCAUAAAGAAAGUUCUGAAGUGAAAGAUGAAAUUAAAACCGCAAACUCCACAUUUCCAGCAUUAUCGAAGUCAUUCUACACCGGAAAUUUCAAAAUGUCAAGCCAUCCACCCGCAAAAGAAACUGCAAACACUGAUUCCGAUAAGAAAACAAAAGACCAUAGUGAAGAAAAAAUAUUCGUAAAAAGAAAAGUCAGCAAGUUCUUAAAUGAUGAUGUCCCCGACGAUGUGUCGGUUCAAAGUGAGACACCUGUUAACAAUUUGAUCAUGCACAAUAGAGGGAUUCGUCCUUUAACGUUGCCUCCAAUUAAAAUAGGAACAGACAGUGAGGUGCCUCACAGGCCAUCAAAACAAAAACCCGACUGUAUAGCAGAACUUAUUGCGAGAAUACACAAGGCUAAGGACACAAGGGAGAAGGAAAUAAAAAUAAAGAAAGAACGAAGAGCAAAAAGACUUCAACAUGAGCGAGUCUUCGGCAUUGGCAGUGCAGUAACGGAUGACUCUAAUGAUACUGCUGACCACUCAGAUGGAAUUUUCAGUGACUGGGAUAGCAAUCCGUGGAAAAAAGACAGGAAGGACUUGAUUAAUGAAAAAACUAAGGAAAAGGAAAAUCGAAUGAACGGAAAAGGAUUAAAACUACCACCUUUGAACGUUUCGAAAUAGCUUUAUAGAUUUUUUUGGAUAAAAACACAGUUUUGCAAAGGGGUAUUCAACAUAAAUUUCGCACAUGUGAAUGUUUACAAACUAUCCCUGCUUAAUACCUUUUAUGAUAACAUGAAUGCGCGUCAUCCAAUACGACGUAUGUUCAAAGGUGUACCUUAUCGUAUAAUUUUGCAGACAAUUUACCUAUUUGUAUAUACUGUAGUAACAUACUCUUUAUCGGAAACGUGUCGCAACAGGUUAUCUAAGAAACGUCUUGUUGUUUAAAAAAUGGCUGUUAUUUUGGUAUUAUUUCAGAUCUCGUUUUUAGCAAAUAUUUCUUUGAAUUAUGUCUCUGGCUGUCAUACGCGCAUCGCAGUUUCCUCGUUUUCUUUGACAAUUUCUUUUGUAAACGAUGCGUUGUAGAUCUGUCAUUUACUCAUACAUGACCAUAGCUGUUGUUUAAAAUAUGGCUGGUAUCUUGUUAUUAUUUAAGAUAUCAUUUUUAGCUAAUAUUUCUUUGAAAUAUGUCUUUUCUUUGAACUAUGUCUCUAGCAGACAUACGCGCAUCGCUGUUUCCUCGUUUUCUUUGACAAUUUCUAUUCUAUCUAGAUGACGAAACCCCAGUGCAUAGUCUGAAAAGUAUUCCUCAAAGUUUCUUUUAAUAUCAAAUCUAAAAUAGGCUGUACAUUACAUCAACAAGAAAUGUAAAAUUAAACCUCGGGCAUAAAAAAGAAAGACAAGUAUCUGAUUCGAACCUAUGUCCAAAAAGUUGAAUUCAAGUGACAGGCAUCGGGUUACCACUACACUGUGAGGUCUUUCUCUAUUUGUAUACAAUUGCAAUUGAUAUACUAACUUAACUGAUACUUUUUUUCGUAAACAUUGCAGUACUGUAUGGCGUCACUAUCAAGUUAUCGAAAAAACAUUAAUGGAAUACAUGGAGUGUCUGAAAUGUUUUUGACAAGAAUGACGUUUGUUUUUAACAACAUUAUACAGUGAAAUAUAUUAUUUCAUCUCAUUCUGAUCCAUAUCGAGUGAAAUGUUGCAAUGUGUUACCUUCAAAUGUAAAGAAGUAUAUUAAUACGCACGAAUAACUAAAAAUGAUAAUAAUAAACUAACAAACUCAAACGUUUAUCGUUUUAUUACUGUAGAAAUCGAGUUUGUGUGGUUUUCCUUCUUUACUUGAACAGUUUCUAUUUACUAAACACAAAUACAAUGUAUAUAAAUUACAAAGA